Hevea brasiliensis (rubber tree) is the source of this 2419-nucleotide messenger RNA. RefSeq names its product calcium uptake protein, mitochondrial. Bases 457 to 1971 code for a protein of 504 amino acids. Gene Ontology annotation, cellular component: uniplex complex. Gene Ontology annotation, biological process: mitochondrial calcium ion homeostasis; calcium import into the mitochondrion. The record is from RefSeq and is a predicted model, not a curated record. NCBI's taxonomy places the organism in Eukaryota, Viridiplantae, Streptophyta, Magnoliopsida, Malpighiales, Euphorbiaceae. Gene Ontology annotation, molecular function: calcium ion binding. The transcript has 7 exons.
GGAUUUUUUAAGGAAAACUUGAAAAAUCCUACAACAAUGAGAUCAAUUUUAUUAUUUAAUCAAUUUAAUUUUGAUAUAAUUUCAGAAUUCAAUUAAACUGUGCAUCGAAAAAAUUAUUCAAUACUUUAAAAAUAGAUAUAUUACCUCUCACAUUUAUAUAGAUCCAUCCACAUACCUAUAAACAUAACGUGUAUUAAUGGGCCCAGUUUAUGCAUAGUAUCAUAUCUCUGGACUCUGAAAGGUAGGGCUAAGAGUGGGUGGGAAGCCCCCACUUUACGAAUUGUCCUACUCAAAUCCAAUGGCUUUCGGGUUGGCCCAAUCCACGCAGAUCAAGAUCACCCUCGAAGGCUGAAACGACGUUGUUAUAUCAGUGAGACUCCGAAAAUCGGAUGGGGAAAUCAUAUUAACAAAUCUCGCUUCUUCGAUCUUCUGUUUAUCUGUUUCCAAGUCUUCGCCAUGCCUGCCUUGUCAUCUCUCAAAAGAUCUCGACCGUCUAUCCAUCAACUCUACCUCAUCCAAUGGCUCCAAGCUCGCCAGUACUCCAAUACAGGACCAUCCUCUAUGUCUUCGUUGUCUGUGAUCUACGCCUCCGCACGCAAGAGUAACGAUGAAAAUGACAAUCACGCUCAUGGAUCCUUCAAGAGAUGGUUUUCGGGGAUCGCAGUGGGCUCCACCAUAGGUUUGUUUUACUGGCUAUCAAAUUCUACCAGUGAUUCUCAGUCUCUAUUCUUCAAGAGAUCGCUAUUGAGUUUCGCCGACUGGCCAACAACGGCCACCGCGGCUGGAUCGACGGUGGGGAAUCCGUGUUCUACUUCUACAUUUGGCAAACUUUCGUUGCCGUACUAUAGCUCAAAGUUUAUCUUUGGAGAUGCGUAUAGGAGAAAGGUUUUCUUUAAAUACGAGAAGAGGAUAAGGCUGCGAAGUCCUCCUGAGAAGGUUUUUGAGUACUUUGCAUCUUUCCAAGCAGCAGAUGGAGAGUUACUAAUGAAACCAGCAGAUUUGAUGCGGGCCGUUGUUCCUGUUUUCCCUCCUUCUGAAUCCCACCUUGUUAGAGAAGGAUAUUUGAGUGGGGAAAGGAGGCCUGGCGAGCUAAGAUGUCCUCCAUCCGAUUUGUUUAAGCUAUUUGAUCUGGACACUGAUGGGCUUAUAUCAUUCAAGGAGUAUAUCUUUUUUGUAACAUUACUUAGUAUUCCAGAAUCAAGCUUUUCUGUGGCUUUCAAAAUGUUUGACAUUAACAGCAAUGGGGAGAUCAGUAAGGAAGAGUUUAAGAAAGUGAUGGCCUUGAUGCGAGCUCACAACAGACAAGGGGCUGUCCACAAGAAUGGACUUCGAACAGGGUUGAAAGUUAGUGGCACUGUGGAAAAUGGAGGUGUGGUGGAGUACUUCUUUGACAAAGAUGGAAAUGGACGCCUCCAUCAUGAUAAGUUUGUCCAGUUUUUGAAGGAUUUGCAUCAUGAGAUUUUGAGAUUGGAAUUUGCACACUAUGACUAUAAAUUACAAAAAACCAUAUCAGCUAAGGAUUUUGCAUUGUCCAUGGUUGCUUCUGCUGACUUGAGUCACUUGGAUAAGUUACUCGAUCGGGUUGAUGAAUUAAAUAAUGAGGCACGCCUCAAGGACAUUCGAAUAACAUUUGAGGAGUUUAAAAAUUUUGCAGAAUUGCGUAGAAAGUUGCGGCCAUUUUCUUUGGCCCUCUUUAGUUAUGGGAAAGUAAAUGGCCUGUUAACAAAGGAGGACUUUCAAAGAGCUGCAUCCUAUGUUUGUGGCAUCACCCUCACGGACAAUGUGAUUGAUAUCGUUUUCCAUGUGUUUGACUCAAAUCGCGACGGGCAUUUAAGCGCAGAUGAGUUUGUAAGAGUUUUACGAAAACGGGAAAGAGACAUUGCUCAACCUGUGGAAUCAGGAGUUAUGGGAUUUCUGUCUGGCUGCUUUAACUGUGGAAAUGACCUCCCCUUUAGAUGGCUGUUUGAUUAGUCCGCUUGGUUCUCGAGUACUUCACAUGUUCCAGAGACUCGAAUCUGUUGCAGAAUGGACUGCUAACUUCAGAGCGAGUUUGUACGCCAGAGGGAUGUCUAACAAGGAGAUUUUCACAAUUGUGGCAAAUUGUGCAAAGGGAAAGGAGCUACUGCUUAAUAUGUUAUCUGAGAUGGUGUCUUCCUUUUGAUUUCCGCGCAAACCUUACUGGCUAUGAUCUUGAGGUGAUGUCCUGUUGCUAAUCAAUUUGUAUAUAUAUGGACCCUUUUGGAAAAUCUUGUUGAUAUGUCAAGAAGAAGAAGGUACACAGUACACUUGAAGGAACGUGAUUCUUACGCAGAAGGUAGGGAACUUGUGAGCAUUUAAUUUUUAGAAGGAGAAAACAAAAAAGGCACCACCCUCUAUUUCACGUGGUCCUCGCGCUAAUAAUCACCUAUUUACCACCUGA